AUGCCUGUAUUUAUUCUAUCAACGUAUCUGUCGGGUUUGUUGGCUCUCGAUACACUUCCAACACUCAUCGCUGCAUUUGUUGCAGUCAUCUUUUUGAAACAAUGGUCAAGUGGUGUUGAUCUGGUAUCACGUUUAGAUAGAGCUCAAAGGGACGCAGACAAAGGGCAGAUAGAAGGGCAAAAGAAGAAGCCGAGAGACUUACAUGGGACAGUAAUAUUAGUCGUUGGAGGUUUCACAGCGCAAGGUUUGCUCGUUUGUGCUCAACUGUCAAGCUUAGGAGCACAAUUGAUCUUAUUGACACCGACUAUACGAUCCUCGUACAUCAUGCAAAUGAUCCAUCUACUCCGAGAUGGAACCUCAAAUUCCCUAAUUUAUGCAGAAGAAUGCGAUGUGACCAAUCUACAAAGUAUAGAAGCAUUUGCAGCUCAGUGGAAUCUAGGAGAAGGAACAGGCAGUCAAAUCGGAGGAUUGGGCGCUGGACCUGCUGGUGGAUUGAGUGGAAGUACAGGAUUGGGAGCAGCAAGCUCAGGCCCUGGCGCUACUAAAGGUGACGGAAACAAAAGCGGUUUUGCGCCUCGAAGGGUUGAUUCAAUCGUGUUCCUUCCUCUCGAUUCUGCUCGUUAUUCUGUCGGUAGCCCAAUUCGCCGUUCAAAUGAGGGUCUCGAAACCAGUCAAGCGGAGCUUAUGGGUCGCUUCCACUUGGUAAACGUGUUGCUGCCAUCAUUACUACUACUACCGCCCAAUCGUGACAUCCGUAUCGUUACUUUGCUUUCGCCUUGGUAUGCCGCCGGUGCUGCUUCGUUAUCUGAAGAGCACAAUAUCAAUCAAAUCAUUGACGGAAUCAAGAACGGCAAAAUGACCUCUCCCUGGACGUACGAUGGCUCUCUUUCCGUGAUCUGGCUUGCACUGUCACGAGAACUACAAAGAAGAAUACAAUUGAUGACUGAUGCUGAUCAAAGGCCGCGAACGAAAUUGCCCGGUAUCGAUGAUGAAGGAAACGUUACCGGAAAAGCAACACCAACAAAUGUGAACUUGAUCAAUGUAUGUGCUGGCUUUGAAAGAGGAAGAGAUGUUCUGGACUAUCUCUUACCUGGAACUGGAAAGCAUUCUAUAGACGUAGAAGAGGAAUGGGGGACUGCGGAACAAAUUAAUGGGUCAGGGCAGAAAUCCGACCAAGAAGGAGCCAGCGAUCAACUCAGAGACCUUGUCGAUCCUCGUCUGCGGAACCGCAAAAACGUUAAGCCUGCAAAGGCUGAUGACAAGAAUUCAAACCAAGGCAGGACCGCAGCUGCAGAGAAGUUGCAGAAACAACUUCAAGCGGAUGAAUCAACAUCAGCAAUUCGAAAGCUCAUGACGAUUAUUCAAUAUUCAGUAUGCAUCUUUCUUUGGCCUCUUGCAUGGCUUUUGGGCAAGAGCCCUCGUAGAGCUGCUGAAACGGUUACUUGGGCAACCAUUGCUCCUAUUCAUCUUGGCAAAACAUUUGAUGCAAACUUGAACGCAUCAGCAGUCGUGCCGGGAGAAUUGCACAGAGAAGGUCGUGUGGUUCGUCCAGCUUUACCAAACGAACUACUUCCCGGACCUUCAGUUGAUCUUGUAUGGAAGGCAGUGGAAGAGAAAGCCAAAAGUGUUUUAUCCUCGCAAAGAGAAGACCUUUAA
Meira miltonrushii is the source of this 1656-nucleotide messenger RNA. RefSeq lists its product as uncharacterized. The transcript has a single exon. NCBI's taxonomy places the organism in Eukaryota, Fungi, Basidiomycota, Exobasidiomycetes, Exobasidiales, Brachybasidiaceae. Bases 1 to 1656 code for a protein of 551 amino acids. The record is from RefSeq and is a predicted model, not a curated record.